Nicotiana tabacum (common tobacco) is the source of this 1074-nucleotide messenger RNA. The record is from RefSeq and is a predicted model, not a curated record. Lineage: Eukaryota; Viridiplantae; Streptophyta; Magnoliopsida; Solanales; Solanaceae.
AUGGCCAACACAUCAGCCACUUGGCAAUCUAGAGCUAAUGUGCCCCAAUGGGAUCCAUCUAUGGUAAACUUGACUAAGCAAAUGGAAGAUCAAGGAGAACAAAUUACAAAAUUGACGACAACAUUGAAGUUGUUAGCGAAGAACCAAAUGCCAAUGCAAGUUAAUGCUAUGGAAAAUGUUCAAGGUUCGGGUUUUAACCAAACAUCAAUGGGUAACCAAUUCCUGGGUCAAGAAGGCACUUAUUUUGCCCAAGGAUCACAUCAAGAAGGCGACUUCCAAGAACAGUGUUAUCAAAUGCAAAAUGAGGGAGCUCAAUAUGUGGAUGAUGAAGAAGAGGAGAUUACGCCUCCUAGAGUUGUUGACCCUCCUAAAGUCGAUGUAUCGGUAGUAGAGUCAAAUGUAGUUGAAGAGAUGCAACAAACACCUAGUUCUCUUCAAGAUGUGAUAUAUAUACCUCCCAAAGGAAAUGAAGUAAUCAAAGAAGAAACUAAGGAGGCUUCUAAGUCAUACAAGAAGCUACCUAGACCAUCUCCUCCUUAUCUACAGAGGUUUGCCAAACAACAUAAAGAGGGCCAGUUACAGAAAUUCUAUGACAUGUUGAACCAGAUCAUUGUUACCGUUCCUUUUGUGGAGGCACUUGAGAAAAUGCCAGGGUAUGCUAAGUUCAUGAAAGACUUGGUCACCAAGAAGAAAAAUAGUCAAAGUGACACAUCAGUACAGUGCAAUCAUUUCACAAAUCAGAAUGAAAACGAUGUAGGAUGCGAGUUCACUAUCCCUUGCAGUAUUGGUGUGACAAGUUGCGCCAAAGCACAUAAUGGUAGAUUGGGUGUGUUUAAUCUAAUGCCAUACGCUGUGCUUAAGAGAUUCGGUUUGGGUGAUCCAAGGCCUACCUCUAUGAAGCUUCUUAUGGCGGAUCAAACUUUGAAAUAUCUGUUUGGGGUCAUUGAUGUCAUUCUUGUCAAGGUGGGUCAUUUAUACUUUCCAGACGACUUUGUGAUAAUGGACUGCGAAGUGGAUAGAGAGGUCCCCAUCAUACUCGGUAGACCAGUUUUGGCUACGGGACAGGCCAUUUGA